ACAUAUCCUUACUCCAUGUGCCAUUCCACAUAAGAUGCCAUCAUGCCACACACCACUCCCAUGUUCUCUUCCAGCCCAAUCAUAUUCAACUCUUCGACGCCCCCCUCUUUCCCAAUAAACCUUAACGCCCCAAAAUCUAUUCCACGUCAGCUUUCUGAAACGCCCAAAUCGUAUUUUCCAAGACUCCAGCUUUGUCUUCCCAUGGCCAACCCAGAAGCAACCAAGGUGGAGGUGGAGGAGGAGGAGGAGAAGCACGUGUAUUCCGUGUGGGCGCUCCCACCGGACGACGUGGCAGCGCGGCUGAAGAAGCUGAUGGACGGCCUACGAUCCGAGUUCGGCGGGCCCCACUUCGAGCCCCACAUCACGGUCGUUGGGGCAAUCAGUUUGACGCCGGACGACGCGCUUCGCAGGUUCCGAUCGGCGUGCGACGGCGUCAAGGCCUACGCUGCCUCCGUGGAUCGUGUCGCCACCGGGUCCUUCUUUUAUCAGUGUGUUUUGCUCCUCGUCCAUCCAACGGCUGAGGUAGUGGAAACUAGUGCACAUUGCAAUGGGCAUUUUGGAUACAAGACAUCUACUCCUUACAUGCCACAUUUGAGCCUCCUUUAUGGGGAUCUGACAGAAGAGGAGAAGAAGAAAGCUGAAGAAAAAGCUAACAUCUUUGAUGAAAGCAUUAGGAGCCUGAGCUUCCAAGUUACUCGUCUUGCAUUAUACAAAACAGACACUGAAGACAAAACUCUCAAAUCCUGGGAGAAAAUUGCCGAAUGCAACCUUACCUCAAGUUAGCUUCUUCUUCUUCUUCUUCUUCUUCAUGUUUCAAAAGCUUCAUAAUCAUGCUUUUUGGUUUGUAAUAAUUAAGGAUCAUGGUGUUCCUCUGCUCCUUCUUCAUCCUUUUUGUUUGUAAACUCCUGUUCUGGUUUUUCUUCUGUCAUUGUCUGUAAUUAUGGUGAACUAUGGUAGACUCUUCCCUUGCACCAGGAUUUUGAUUUAUAAGAAAUUUGGUGGGGUCCAAUAAGUUAUCAACA
This is a messenger RNA of Corylus avellana, 1022 nucleotides long. Its product is annotated as cyclic phosphodiesterase. Gene Ontology annotation, molecular function: 2',3'-cyclic-nucleotide 3'-phosphodiesterase activity. The record is from RefSeq and is a predicted model, not a curated record. Gene Ontology annotation, biological process: cyclic nucleotide metabolic process. NCBI's taxonomy places the organism in Eukaryota, Viridiplantae, Streptophyta, Magnoliopsida, Fagales, Betulaceae.